Molecule: messenger RNA, 1791 nt
Organism: Neoarius graeffei (lesser salmon catfish)
Lineage: Eukaryota; Metazoa; Chordata; Actinopteri; Siluriformes; Ariidae
Product: leucine-rich repeat-containing protein 43-like
Exons: 13
Coding region: 1-1791 (596 amino acids)
Molecular function (GO): protein binding
Source: RefSeq, a predicted model, not a curated record
AUGUGCAAAAAUUAUGAAGACUCUGACUGGCUUUUGCUCCUAAUGGCCUGUUGCACACUGACAUCAACCAUCAACAAGCUCAUUCGCAGUCUGUGUUUGGAAAGCUUCCCAGGUGGUAGAGGGAGCUGGCGCAAGCCAACAUUAAGAGGCUCUGAAGACUGGCAUGAUGAUGAGAGUGCAGGUGCACAGUUCGAGGAGUCAGACAAUCUACAUGACUUGCUCCAAAGUCCACUAUCACCAUGGCAUAAAGAGGCAUCAUGGAGUCCUCAGGCCUUAGUCUUGAGAGAACUGGCUGUAAAGGCACCAGAAAAAUGUAAUGCUGACUUCAUAUAUUCAUUCCUGAGAACUCUACGGAUUGUGGACAAAGGGGUCUCAGUCAUUGAUGAAGGAUUGUUGAUGUUCACUUGUCUUGAAGAGCUCAUAUUAACUGUUAACAACAUCACUGAGGUUCCAUUAAAUAACCUUCCAAAGACACUUAAGGUUCUUGAACUUUAUGGCAAUCAAAUUUCCAGUCUCAAAAGUCUGAGUACAGAACUUCCUCCUCAUCUCCUGCAUUUAGGCCUUGGUAACAAUUGGCUUGGCUCUCCUGAAGACCUCCAGUAUUUUACUGCUAAUCUUUGGCCACAGCUGAUGUCUCUUGAUUUGAGCUGGUCUGGGUAUACAAAACAAUAUGCUCUUGUGGAUGCGCUCUCAAGAUUGCCUCACCUACAGAAUUUAGUUCUAGAGGGCAACCCUCUAACCCUAACCACCUUGUACCCGGGCUUUACACUGGACAGCUUAGUUCACUUGCAGUACUUAGAUGGAAAUCAAGUAACACCAGAUGACCGGCAUCGCUUCAGUGGCCUUGCCCAACUCAGAGCAACAAUCUCUGAGGAAGCAGAGAUCACUGUGCGUGUGAAGAAGAUGAAGGGUGUUCCUAACUCCAGUGCCUUGCUGUUGAAUGAUGGUGCAGUUGAUUUCCCCCUGGUCAGCUACUGCUAUUCAGUCUCAUAUGAAUUUUUUGAUGAAGCUCAAUCCCAGAAAAAUCAGAUUCAUAGUGAAGGCCAAACACUGGAAAAUAUCCCACAGAAUUCACAAGAAAAUAAGAGAGUAACACCAAUCCCAUGUAUGUCAUCCAAUCACGGUAAACAUGCUUUCAGCCUUCCUGUAGCUAUGAACUGGACAUCAAAGCAAGAGUGGGCUGAAGUAAUUGAGUUUAAUUAUGCAAGCACACACCACAUCAGAGACUUGGAAGCUCUCAAGAACUUUAUUCUCCGAGGCCUUAGGCUGACUGUGGAAGAACAGAAGGUUUUGUCCUGGCCUGCACAUCCUGAUGAAAGCACUGGAAUCAAAACAUCAGCAAACAAGAAAGAAAAAGAGGCCACAAUGGCAGGUGCAAAAUCAAAAGAUAAGAAGAAAAAAAAAGUGUCAGAGCUCAAGCUGAUACAUGAACAACCUAUCAAGCGAACCCUUGGUUCAGUGCAUGUAAAGCUGAAAGAUCUAUUGGAAGGAAAGGAUCAAAUUGAAGAGGAGUGUGACUUGGGGGUACAACACUCAGAUCAUGCCAUCAGAACAGUAGUCACCCAGGAAAAGGAAAAAAGUAAGAAGCCUAAAGAAGAAAAGAAAGAAGAUAAAAUAUUAACACCAACUUCUGUAAAAGGAAAAGAAAAAAGAUGCCAGGAGAUUGUGACUGAAGCCUUGGCUGAUAUAAGCAACCCUUCCAAGAUGACGCCUCUAACUGUGGAGUUCAGCAUUCAGUUGGACAAAUGGACCUCUGAUUCACAAGCAUUUUAUCUAAACUCAGUAAAAUAG